GUCGUUUCUGUCUGACGUACUGAAGGCCAAAAGAGAUGAAGAACUUGUAUUAGCGUGUUGUUAGGAUGAGUGAGCGCAGUUUGUUCGGGUACCAAGAGGAGGUGCCUGGAGAAGUCCCGCGACCACCAAGCGCGCCGGUUAACCCGGCGCAGUACAAGUUCUCGCAGGAUGAACUUCGGGUGCUGAGCGAGUGCAAUCGCGAAAGCUUCUACCAGCGUUCGAUGCCUCUGGGAACACUGUUUGGGUUCGGUGCUUACGCCGCGGUGCAGAGUGGUCGGCUAAAGCCCAACCCUCGAUUUGGCCCGUACCCGAAAGUUACACUAGCGGUGAUAGUGGGCUACUUCCUUGGGAAGGUGUCGUAUCAGCGGGCGUGUGCAGAGAAACUGAUGGCGCUGCCGGGCAGCUACAUCGGUCAGUUGCUCAGGGACCGCCGCGACGGGAAGGCCACAGUUCAGCCGAUACCAAAACAGCCUGCGACAAUGUUCGGGGCGGGCCCCAGCGACAUAUACUCGGACGCGGGGCCCGGCAGCUCUCUGGACCUGGACACGGACCGCCCGCUGUUCUCCGAUGACACUUACCGCCCAGACAAUGCCGGUGCAGAGAACCAAACUCCUCCAGUAGCGCGGCCAUCUUUGUCGUACGACGAGUUGCGCCGGCGCAACCGCGGCGAAUACGUCGACGCCAAGCAAGACCCAUACAAGAUCGAUCCCGCCUUGGCGCCGCCUAUCAGCCGUCCUCGCCCCCCUCCGUCAUCCCAGCACACAAACAAAUACGGCGACGUUAUGGAUUAGUAACCGCCUCUGUACAUUCUCAGUACGGUCCACGUUUACCAUUACGACACAAUCGGCGAAACUGUACCCUUAGCACGAACCAAUAUCGAAUUCGAAUAGUUUGCGAGUUCGAAAUGUCGUUGUCAAAUAUGUAAUGAUUUUUAAUUCUCGUUACGUCCGUUAUGGCGCUGAU
This is a messenger RNA of Chilo suppressalis (striped riceborer), 963 nucleotides long. NCBI's taxonomy places the organism in Eukaryota, Metazoa, Arthropoda, Insecta, Lepidoptera, Crambidae. The record is from the annotation of a GenBank genome assembly.